CUCGCCGCUACCGGUAGGGGCGAGGCCGGAGCUGGCGGCCGCUAAAUGAGGCCGGCGCGGCCGCCCCGGGCCCGGCUGGGGCUGCUCCUGCUGGCGCUGUGCGGGGCGGCCGGGGGCAGCGGGGAGCCGCCGGCAGCAGGUGGAAACUGUAGCUUUCUGCAGGAAAUGGAUGUAAUACAGAAACACGACGAAAACUGUUAUUGCUAUGUGCAAAACAGAACCAUUCACUUACAGUACAUCUGGUCGACUGUGCAGGUAAAAGUUAACAGCAGAGAAAUGUUCAAGUUUGAGCCUAUUCCAGAAAAAAGCAACUGUCGUAAUGCAGAAACUGUUUUUGAGUUUGCUGCAUGUGCUGUCCAGACCUUCUGGAAACCAGAAACAUCCACAGAAACUUUCAUGAGGAUAAAACAAUAUGGAGAGGAUAUUUGUUUCAAAAUACAGCCCCUUGAAACCGAGCCAUAUACUGUGAGUGUCAAACGAGAAAUGCUAGAUGGAAAGCUCUUGUUUUUGUUUGUAGCUGGAAUUUUUCUGUACCAUUUUGCAAACAGCCUUAGCAGGAGCACCACGUUCUUUUACCUUUCUGGAGUAAUACUGGGUGUUCUUGCUCUGCUAGUCUUUGUUCUGUUGACCCUUAAAAGGUUUAUUCCAAGGCAUAGUACCUUCUGGAUCUUAAUGGGUGGCUGCUGGAUGUCCUCUCUCUAUUUUAUUUACUGUUUCAAAGAGAAUAUGCAGUGGUUGUGGUCUGAGCACAGAAACUACUUGCUGGGGUAUCUUCUGGCUGUUGGAAUGACCAGCUUUGCUGCUUCCUAUCAGCACGGGCCGCUUACUACUGAACUGAGCAUAACCUUGUUCACGUGGACACUGCAGUUAACAGCCUUCGUCUUGAUUUACUGUGGUGUCACCAUACCUCAGGUUGCGUAUGCAGUCAUAGCCAUCAGCCUCUGCUCAAAAGGGCUCUGCUACCCCCUUGGCGCCGCUUGCCACAUAGGCAGAAAAAUGAAGAAUCACUUUAAAUCAAAACAGUUAGUGUUUAAAUGGCUUACUGAAGAGGAAUAUCGAGAACAAGGUGAAAGAGAAACUAUCAGAGCUCUGGAGGAGCUACGCUCAUUCUGCAGGAACCCCAACUUUCCAUCCUGGUUGGCUGUAUACAAACUCCAGUCCCCACAUCGGUUUGCAGGUUUUGUCCUGGGAUCUCCACACAUCUCAGCUGCAGAAAUAAGGGCGUAUGAUGCGGAAUACGGCAUCGGGAGCUUCUUCCUGGAAGAGCAGCUCUUUGAGACAAGGACAGAAUCUGAGCAAGAUGAUUCAGCCAAUUCCAUCCAUGAAGAAGAUGAGGAGGAUGAAGAUGAAGUGCAUAAUCAAAUUUCAUUUCCAUAUGCUGCUGAGUUGCUCUGAGCUUUGGGAAAUAUCCCAGAAAAAAACAAAGGAGAGUAGGGAAAGCACAUUCAUCCUAGAGAGGAAGGACUGAGAACUCAUGCUUGGUGAUUUCUUGUGUGGACAAACAAGGGUUUUUGAAAAAACUGUUUCCUGUAUCACUGAUGUUGCCUGACUAGAGCAACAGAAGGAAACCGUAGGGGCUGCUCAAGUGAAGAGGAUUCUCAUACUAUUGGUACUGGGGAAGUAAAGGUUGGUUUUUUCCAAAGCAAGUACUGGCAACAGCCUGUCCCACCAGGAUGCCUUGUUUUUCCAGGGAUACUACCUCUAGAGAACAGAGAAUCUGUUUUAGCCCUUUUAAUUGUCAAGCCCUCUGUGCUGAGCACUAGAGGAGGAGAAGCCAUUAUUAAUACUCUACUUUUAGCAAGAACCCUGUGUGUCAACAAUUUUAAUGAUGCUGUGAGUGUGCUGAUAAAACUGUUUGUGAGACUUUUCAGUGCUGAAGAUCAAUAGAGAGUUAAUACAGUUGAACAAGGUUUAUUUUCUCUUCUGGCUAGGUGUACUGUAUCUUAGCUUCACAUUUGUUUUAAGCUCCUCUUACUCUUCAGAACCUUGCCUGACUUUUCACCCUCUGCUUUGUGUUCUGCUUUUGGGCUCUGCUCUAUUUAUGCUGCACUUUGUUCUUUCUGUAUCUUUGUUUCUUCACAUACUUUUCUUCCCUCUUGUACAGGUCCCUCUGCUGAACUUUUCUUCACCCUCUGCUUCUCCACCUCUGACAACUGCAGAUGAUUUAGGAGAGGAUUUCCAUCCUCAAAUGUAUUUUUAGUCUUGCUUUCAAUGUUGCUGUCACCUUACUUCAGAUGGGUGCUACUGUCCCUUUCAGGCCUCUCAGCAGCCCAGAGAAGGCAAAAAAGGCUGGUAUGUUAAAUGGAAAAGUCACCCCAAACCAGGCCAUUAUAUUUUUAAGACACUGUUCCUUUUCUUUAAAUUAUUUUGAACAAUACGAGGUGCACCUACUCCCACAAAACAAAACAAAAAAAAUCAACCCGCAUUUUGUGUAGUUGGGAAGUCCAUCAUUUGCCAGGGAUGGGUAAAUACUAUCCAAAGUAGAGCAGGUAACUACUCAGUACAUCCAAAGACAGAAGUGCAGCAACACAUGAGAAAGAUGACGACCACUUCAAUGGACAGCUGACACCUUAAAAAUCCUCCCCAACCAGUUCCAACAUCAGAAGCAUUUCAUCAACAAAACCCACCAAAACCAACUCCUGUAAUUUGAGCCCGUUGCCAACACUGCAUUUACUUGCACAGCAUUCCUGUGAUAUACGGAGAGUACAUAGGUUUACCAAAACACAAGUGUCAAGUCCUGUCCAGCCAGAAGAUCUUGGAAAAGAAUCUGGAUGUCAAUCCAUUGCCUUAACCACUAUAAAAGCCUUUCUUCCUUCACAAAGGAUGAGUUACAUUUAUCUUCUGUUUCAUGGGGUUUAAAAAUAAGUUAGAAUUUUGUACUAUUUUUGUAUUCACAGUACAGCAUAUUUGAUAUACUGUCUUGUACUUCCACAGUUUUUUAAAAUAAAAGUAUUUUUCAGCUA
Messenger RNA from Columba livia (rock pigeon), 2963 nucleotides. RefSeq names its product nuclear envelope integral membrane protein 2 (gene NEMP2). Gene Ontology annotation, cellular component: nuclear envelope. The transcript is spliced from 9 exons. Lineage: Eukaryota; Metazoa; Chordata; Aves; Columbiformes; Columbidae. The record is from RefSeq and is a predicted model, not a curated record. Bases 46 to 1395 code for a protein of 449 amino acids.